UAAAAAGAAAGAAGCCAUCUUUUUGAACAUGAGAUUCCUCUUCCCUGGCACAGUUUCUCUCCAAUUUUUCUCUGGUCUUCUUCUUCAAAAAAAAAAUCCAGAAUCCCAGAGAGAACCUAUACCGAAAAAGAUUUUGUUGUUCUUAGGUAAAAAUUAAUUUACCAUAAAGGUCUCAUCUUUCUCUCUCCAAAUCAAAACCAACCUUUGAUUGAACUCAUAAAGUCUCAAACUUUCUUUCAAUCCGAUCCAAACAAAAACCCUCCAUUUAAAUGUCACUAAAACCACAAGCAGGUUAUGGCACCAUCCCCACCACCAUCAGCACAACCACAACAACCACCACACAACCCCUACGAUCACCAACGACCCUGACAUUCAUCUCACGCGCCACCACCACAACUCAAACCCUCAUUGCAACGCGCCGUCCUUGGCAAGAACUUAUAAAGUUCUCAUCUUUCAUUCGCCCUUACACUUAUGAUGAAUCCAUUUCACGGAUCAAAUACAACGUCAAUUACUUUCGCGUAAAUUAUGCAAUGAUAUUUCUUGCAAUCCUGUUUUUAAGUCUUUUGUGGCAUCCAAUUUCUAUUAUUGUGUUUAUCGGGGUAUUUGUCGCGUGGUUGUUUCUUUAUUUCGAGCGUGAUGGCCCGGUUGUGCUGUUUAAUAGGAGUUUUGAUGAUAGAGUUGUUUUGUGUGUUCUUGGAUUGGUUACUAUAGUGGCAUUGGCGUAUACUGAUGUGGGUUUGAAUGUUUUGAUUGCUUUGAUUAUUGGGGUGGUUGUUGUUGGAGUUCAUGCUGCGUUUAGGGGCACCGAGGAUUUGUUUCUUGAUGAGGAAAGUGCUGUUGAAGGUGGGUUGCUUUCAGUAGCUGGCAGUCGGCCUUUGCAACCCAAAACGGGUUGUACUCGGAAUCUCAUUGUUUGAUUUGAAGCUUGUAUUGGUGGAAUCUCAUUGUUUUUAGGAGAUUUGAAUCGAGGUUUUAUGCCCAUGCCCAAGAUGACGAUGGAGUUUGUUGCUGACGGUGGAAUUGGGGAAUGGUGACUUGGAUUUGGUAGUUUGGAUUUUUGGUUUGUUGUAACUUGCAGCUUCUAUUUUUGUGAUGCUAUGAGGGAAGGCCAUAAGAAUGUUAAGAUCGAAUUGGGAACGUGUCGGUUGGCAGCAGUUGCAAGGAGGUGAUUUUUGUGUCUUUCUUGGGGAAUUUUUCCUUUGGUAACCAGCUUUACUGUAGCAAUUCAAGCGUGAUUACUAAUUUGUCUGUUUCAGUUGACUGUUAAUGGAAACUCGUGUUUUCUUUAGGCACAAAGUGAAUCAUCAA
Molecule: messenger RNA, 1308 nt
Organism: Populus euphratica (Euphrates poplar)
Lineage: Eukaryota; Viridiplantae; Streptophyta; Magnoliopsida; Malpighiales; Salicaceae
Product: PRA1 family protein E-like
Exons: 1
Coding region: 270-917 (215 amino acids)
Biological process (GO): vesicle-mediated transport
Cellular component (GO): endoplasmic reticulum; Golgi apparatus
Source: RefSeq, a predicted model, not a curated record